UCCCUCUUAUGAUGUCAGCAUUGGUACUACACCCAUUUUAGGUACUUCAUAUGCACGUUUAAGGUUAUUCCUGCUCUUUCUUCAUCCUAACUUUGUCAUCAUGCGAGAGAUUGUUCAUCUACAGAUCGGACAGUGUGGAAAUCAGAUCGGCUCAAAGUUCUGGGAGGUAAUCAGUGAUGAACAUGGUAUUAACAGUGUGGGAGCAUAUGAGGGUGACACGGACCUUCAGUUGGAGAGGGUCAAUGUUUACUUCAAUGAAGCACAUGGUGGGAAAUAUGUUCCGAGAGCUCUGUUAGUGGACCUCGAGCCAGGCACUAUGGACAGCGUGAGGGGCAGUCACAUAGGACAACUCUUCAGACCAGACAAUUUUAUACACGGGAAUUCUGGAGCUGGCAAUAACUGGGCUAAAGGUCAUUAUACAGAAGGUGCAGAACUUGUGGAGCAAGUUGUGGAUCGUGUCCGUAACGAAGCUGAGAGCUGCGACUGCAUGCAGGGCUUUCAGUUUGUCCAUUCAUUGGGUGGUGGUACCGGUUCCGGAAUGGGUACUCUCAUUAUCAACAAGAUCCGAGAGGAGUACCCCGACCGCAUCAUGAAUAGUUUUAGCAUAAUGCCCUCACCAAAGGUCUCAGAUACAGUAGUGGAGCCAUACAAUGCAACACUAUCAAUUCACCAACUAAUUGAGAAUACUGAUGAGACGUUUUGUAUUGACAACGAAGCGCUGUACGACAUCUGCUUCCGUACCCUAAAGCUCACAACACCAACCUAUGGAGAUCUCAACCACCUUGUAUCCCUAACCAUGAGUGGGGUCACGACCUCCCUACGUUUCCCAGGUCAACUGAAUGCCGACCUUCGCAAGCUGGCCGUCAAUAUGGUGCCCUUUCCGCGUCUCCAUUUCUUUAUGACAGGUUUUGCUCCACUAACAGCACGUGGCAGCCUGCAAUACUGUGCCCUUACAGUGCCUGAGCUCACCCAGCAGAUGUUCGAUGCCCGUAACAUGAUGACUGCAUGUGACCCACGUCGAGGGCGCUACCUGACUGUGGCCGGCAUUUUCCGUGGUCGCAUGUCCACCAAAGAGAUUGAUGAGCAAAUGCUUGCAAUUCAGCAGAAAAAUAGCAACUACUUUGUGGACUGGAUCCCUCACAACGUCAAAGUGGCCGUUUGCGAUAUUCCGCCACGUGGCCUCAAAAUGUCCUCUACUUUUAUUGGAAACAACACCGCAAUCCAGGAGAUAUUUAAGCGCAUAGGCGAGCAGUUCACUUUGAUGUUCAGACGCAAGGCCUUCCUGCACUGGUACACGGGGGAGGGCAUGGAUGAACUGGAGUUCACAGAGGCCGAGAGCAACAUGAAUGAUCUGGUUUCAGAGUACCAGCAAUAUCAGGACGCCACAGCUGAUCUGGAUUGGGAAGGAGAAGAUGAAGUGACAGAAGAAGAGGGUCUGUCAUCGACAGCAAGGAGCACCAGAGUGGAGAUAAAGACUGAGGUGGUCACUGAAACGUCUGUCAAUGAAGAAGAGCAGGCUUUGGUGAAUAUGGCUUGAUGUGAUCGAAAACUGGAUAUGAUUGUUUGAGUGGGAACACUUUUUAAUGCAAACUGUCAAAUAUUGCUUACGUCCAGGUGAAUAAAUUUUACAUUUCAUUAAUAAAACACAGGGAAAAGAAAAUAUAAUUUUUACCGAAAAUAUUUUCAUGCAGAUGUAUAUUAAUGUUCUCCAAAGCUUUACGAUAUCUUACAACUUAUGUUUUGCAGAUAACAAAGUAAAUAACAUAAUCUCUGGAGACAAAAACAUAGCUAUUUCUGUUUGUUCUGUUAGUUCUGCAAAACUAAAGAAACAUUUUGAAAAAGAUUGUAAAGAAAUGGAUUUAGUACAUAAGAUUAAUUUUCUCCUGUGUGUAGCAUAACAGUACUACAGUAUAUGGCUUCAGGCUGAGUUUAAUGUUUUGUUUUAUUUUCUGUUUUUUUUUUUCUUAUCCUUCAUUGAAGACAGAAAUUAUAUAUUUUUUACUAGCAAUUUUCUUACUAAAAGGAAUAGUUCACCCAACAAUGUAAAUUCUCUCAUCAUUUACUCACCCUCAUGCUAUCCCACGUGUUUGACUUUCCUUCUUCUGCAGAACAGAAACAAAGACUUUUAGAAGACUGUCUCAGCUCUGUAGGUCCAUAAAAUGGAAGUGAAUGGUGAACAAAAUUUUAAAGCUCCAAAAAGCACAUAAAGACAACAUAAACAUUUACAUGUCUGCAUUUAGCAAACGUUUUUAUCCAGGGCAAUUUAUCCCCUUGCAGGGCAUUCAGCGCAUACAUUUGAUCAGUUUGUGUGUUUCCUGGAAUUCAAACCCAUGAUCUUAGCAUUGCUAGUGCCAUGCUCUACCAGUUAAGAUACAGGUAGUCCAUAAGACUCCAGUGGCUUAAUCAAUGUCUUUUGAAUCAAUCCAAUCGGUUUUGGGUGAGAACAGACCAAAAUGUAACUCCUUUUUCACUGUACAGCUUGGCACGAUCAUGAUGUCAAGCUCGAUUACACUUCCUAGGUUGCACAGUGCUAGAUGGCGCUAGGAAGUGUAAUCAAGCUUGAAAUCAUGAUCGCCAAGGAGACUGCUGAUGUCAAGAUUUAUAUUGAUAAAGCAGUUAUAUUUUGUUCUGCUCUCACCCAAAACCAAUUGGUUCAGAAGACAUUAAUUAAACCACUGGAGUCUGAUGGAUUAAUUUUGUGCUUUUUGGAGCUUCAAAAUUGUAUUCACCAUUCACUUGCAUUCUAUGGACCUACAGUGCUAAAGAUCUUAAUUUAUGUUGUGCAGAAGAAAGUCAUAGACAUCUGGGAUAGCAUAAGUUUGAGUAAAUGAUGAGAGCAUUUAUAUUUUGGGGGGAUUUAUUCCUUUAAAUAUCAAUCAUUUAUACAAUGUAAUGAGUAAAAGGCACAAAAAAUACUGCCAUUUCAGUACUUAACAUUUUUUUAUGUAUAUGCUUUGUAUUUAAGUAUUUCUAGUUCUUAUUGUUUUAUUUGUGUUAACAUUCCCUGAGGAAAUUAGUGUAAUUAAGGAUUAUUCCUCAAUAUCUAAUAACUGAUUACUUGUUGCCUUUCAAAAUGUAAGGAAAUACACCAAGGGGUCUCUAGUGAAAAUAAAUCUUCAUCUUGACACUUGACGGCAUCAAAGCUUUGCUUUAUCCAUAAUUGUUUUGAACUGUUAAGUUUAAUACAUUUAAUAUCAAAUACUUCCUCUACUAGAAUGAUGUUUACUUAUUUUUAUUUUGUGCAUUUCCUAAAAUUGUUCAAGUUUUCUGCUUAACCACAUUUAUAUAAAGCACUUAAUUUUGCGUUGUCUAAUAUUUUCGUAAUCACUCAAUG
This is a messenger RNA of Xyrauchen texanus (razorback sucker), 3334 nucleotides long. Its product is annotated as tubulin beta chain-like. The transcript has 4 exons. Lineage: Eukaryota; Metazoa; Chordata; Actinopteri; Cypriniformes; Catostomidae. Gene Ontology annotation, cellular component: microtubule; cytoplasm. Gene Ontology annotation, biological process: microtubule cytoskeleton organization; mitotic cell cycle. Bases 101 to 1537 code for a protein of 478 amino acids. The record is from RefSeq and is a predicted model, not a curated record. Gene Ontology annotation, molecular function: GTP binding; GTPase activity; structural constituent of cytoskeleton.